GUUGGUGAGGCGGUGAGUAUAGCGGCAGGCGUUGAUGCCGUGGAUGCCGAUGGAGUUUUUAUCGUCGUGGCGGUUGUCGCCGUCGUGGCAGGGAAGCGGGGCGGUCGAGGAGGAAGAAUUGCAGCCAAGGGGGACAGGCGACGGUGUGCGUGGGUGGGCGAGGGAAUGCAGGGCAGGGGAGCGGAGCGACGCUGUGCUGUGUCUGUGUCUGUGUGUCGAUGCACACACAGACACACACAGAUUGGUCUGGGCAUGGCAUGA
This is a messenger RNA of Bipolaris victoriae FI3, 261 nucleotides long. RefSeq lists its product as hypothetical. The record is from RefSeq and is a predicted model, not a curated record. NCBI's taxonomy places the organism in Eukaryota, Fungi, Ascomycota, Dothideomycetes, Pleosporales, Pleosporaceae. The annotation marks the transcript as partial. The transcript has a single exon.